This is a messenger RNA of Capsella rubella, 415 nucleotides long. RefSeq lists its product as uncharacterized. The record is from RefSeq and is a predicted model, not a curated record. Bases 56 to 415 code for a protein of 119 amino acids. NCBI's taxonomy places the organism in Eukaryota, Viridiplantae, Streptophyta, Magnoliopsida, Brassicales, Brassicaceae. The transcript has a single exon.
AUGUGUAUGCACUUUGUAUAUUCACAAAAACAAAAAGGAAAAUUAGCAAGAAACAAUGAAGACUUCCAUGAGCAUGAUCAUCAUCUUCUUUGUGACCUUCUUCGCUAUCUCUGCUUCUUCCUUGAACCCUGAGGAAGAUUGCAUACAGAGAAACAUCGACAGGUCACAACCUCCAAGCUUGUCACUCGAACCGCCCAAGACGUCAAAGGUCGAGGCUGUUGUGGACAAGUUGUGCGGAGACAUGGCUCGUGCGGUCAUGUUCUCUGUGAGGAUAACCGGAAAAUUCCCAUCUCACUAUGUUAAGUCGAUGUGUAAUGUGUUUGGAAAUGAUGACAAGAAAGUGAAGGAGUAUGUUGUGAAGAAAUGGUUGGGAGGUUCGAAGCUCGCCUCUAGUUUAUCUUGUGCUUUUCCCUGA